Messenger RNA from Sturnus vulgaris (Common starling), 861 nucleotides. It is a transcript of the gene CCDC27, whose product is annotated as coiled-coil domain containing 27. The record is from RefSeq and is a predicted model, not a curated record. NCBI's taxonomy places the organism in Eukaryota, Metazoa, Chordata, Aves, Passeriformes, Sturnidae.
AUGGAAGCCGAAGGCGGCUCGCAGGGACCAGAGCUCACCGAAACCGUGGGACAGCUCCGGCAGGAGCUGCGGAAAGCCAAGGAUGACCACAACAUGGCCAUAGGUGCCAUCUCUUCCUUGCAAAGACAGAUUGAGAUACAAGAAUCUGAGCUUCGGAGAAUCAGAUCUGAAAAGGAUUUACUCCAGAGGCAGCUCAGAGAGCGAGAAGCCCAGAUCAAAGCUAUGUGUGACAAAUUUUGCAGGCUGACAGAUGAACAGAGGCAGGAACAAAUUACAAUGAUGAUGGAGGAGGAGAACCUCAACCUUCAACAGGUUGUUACAGAGCAGGAAUCCCAGCUGGCUGAGCAGAACAAGCUCAUUAGUGAGUUACAGGAGACAAUCAGCCAGCUGAGGGCCGAGGCUGUGACCACCCGCCUCCAACUCCUGAAGCACAAACAGGCCCAUAAGGAGAUCCAGGGCCAGGCUGAGGCACUGCAGCACAAGGAGCUGCAAACCAGAGUGGCACUGGAGCACAUCAGCAGCAAGUUUGAAAGGUUUCGAAACAAAAUAAUCCAGGCUGCGUUCAGUGUGGAGGGCAGCCGGGACCCCGUGGCCGAGCUCACAGAUGAUGAGGUCCUGGAGGCAAUGCAGAAAAUCAUUAACGAGCGGACGGAGUUCCGGCGGAAGCUGAAGAACAAGGGUAGCAAGGUGUCACUGCACAGCAGUGACAGCUGCACAGCAUCUCCUGCCACAGGAAAGAGAAGGAACUCCUCCAAGGAGAAAGGCUCUGAUGGCUGAGCCAGAACCCAUCACUAGCCUCAGGCUCUGGGUUCUCAGCUUGGAGCUGGUGCCUUACAGCAAAUUAAACUCGUUUUACUGACA